AAAUCAGUAUCGCCGUUCAUCUCUCUCUCUCUCUCUGUUCAUCAGUCAGUCUGUCUGUCUGUCGUUGUCUUCAGAAAGACCGACACUCUUGGAGCCUCUAAGGAGCCCACUGUCAUCUGAAAACGACAGACCACCAACUACAGACCACCAACUACAGACCACCAACUACAGACCACCUCCUACAGACCACCAACUACAGACCACCAACUACAGACCCCUCCCAGAGGCUGGCAGACAACGGCACAUAUCAGAUGGCCACCUGGUGGUUGAGGUGGGGUACUGCUGCUGUGAUGGUGGGCAGCAUCCUGGCCUCCUUUGUAACCUCUGUUGCCAUGGAGCCCAGCUGUAACGCAAACCUUGGUUACCCCGGAAUACCUGGGGUACCAGGAGCUCACGGAGCCUACGGUAAAGACGGACCAAAGGGAGAGAAGGGAGACCCAGGUGAGUCUGGUCUGCGAGGGAAGGGUCUGAAGGGGGAGCCAGGUGAAUCAGGUCCUCCAGGACGGUCAGGUCUUCAAGGGAACCCCGGUCGGCUUGGACCCAAAGGACCCCCUGGCCCCCCUGGGGAGAAGGGUAGUCCCUCUGGGGUCGACUCCUCCCUCACCUCCUUCUUCUCCUGCAAGAGGAACACCAUUCAGCAGCCUCCUAAGAACUUGCCCAUUCGUUUCGACGGACCAAUACUGUCGGGCCUUGACCCUAGCCUGGAAGGUGUAUUGCUGAAGGACGGGUUGUUUAAGUGUACCAUUAGUGGCGUGUACUUCUUUACCUAUCAUCUGUCGGCUAAGAGCCUGAUCUGUGUUAACCUGAAGAAGGGGCCAGAGACCAAGGUGGGGUUCUGUGAUUCGUCGAGUGGAUUCCUGGUGACGUCUGGGUCGGUGGUGCUGGAUCUGUUGGAGGGAGACGUGGUGUCUCUACAGCCCACCGAUAACAACGCUAUCAUCACUAAAGACGAACGAGCUGACAACACUUUCACCGGCUUCCUGAUCUUGCCCAACUCAUAGAACCACAUGAAAUCACACAGAGCCACAUUGAAUGAGCUCAAACCAGAUUCAACCAGAUCUAAUCUCGGUUACCCAGAAGUAACAUUUUCGCGAAAGUUUGUCACUUCCUGUUUUACUUCAAUUUUGAAUUUGUAGGUGUGGUAUCUAGCGGAAACCUUUCAUCAUCCACACACGGGUUUGAAAUCUCAGCCACAGUUUGAUUACCGCUUUUGAACAAUCCUGAUUCUAUCAAAUAAUCAAUGAUGAAAACCCCAAACCAGGAACACCCGCUGCUCGUAAUCCCAUAAUUCUACACGAGCCUUGACAGAUUGUUGCCAUUUACAUACAGAAUUUGUCCACGAGAGAUUAAACCAGAUCGAUCACACCUGCUGAAACCAGCUUCCUGCUCUUCCACACCACAUAAAAUACACAUCAUAGCCACGUCAUUCUGUUCUAGAAGCAUCUGCAGAACAACCAACCAUCUCUGUGUCUGUUUCUGCCUCCCUGUCUCUACUGCUGCUGCUUGCUGAGACAGUUCAUCAAUCAAUCAAUUCAUUCUCCCAGGUCGCUGUUGUAAAUGAGAACGUAUUCUCAGUCACCUCACCUGGUAAAAUAAGGAUUACAUUUCAAAUAAAUCAAAUAAUCAAUCAUAUAUUGCAUCUGCUGUAGUGCCUACCAAAACUCAAAAGAUACCAUUUUGGAAAUGAGUUUGCCAUCAAUAAAGUGAUUUGUUACCA
This is a messenger RNA of Oncorhynchus nerka (sockeye salmon), 1717 nucleotides long. Its product is annotated as complement C1q subcomponent subunit B-like. Gene Ontology annotation, molecular function: protein binding. The coding region runs from base 252 to 1001 and encodes 249 amino acids. The record is from RefSeq and is a predicted model, not a curated record. Lineage: Eukaryota; Metazoa; Chordata; Actinopteri; Salmoniformes; Salmonidae. The transcript has 5 exons.